Molecule: messenger RNA, 711 nt
Organism: Exophiala bonariae
Lineage: Eukaryota; Fungi; Ascomycota; Eurotiomycetes; Chaetothyriales; Herpotrichiellaceae
Exons: 1
Coding region: 1-711 (236 amino acids)
Biological process (GO): acetoin biosynthetic process
Molecular function (GO): acetolactate decarboxylase activity
Source: RefSeq, a predicted model, not a curated record
AUGGCUACAAACUCGAUAUACCAGUACUCCCUCGUCAAUGCGCUGAUGAGUGGUGUUUCCAGCCAGGGUAUUACUACAAGUCGCUUACUAGAAAAGGGAAAUCAUGGUCUCGGGACGUUUGUGCGCAUGAAUGGCGAGCUCAUUCUCCUUGAUGGAACGAUCUAUCAGCUACAAGCUGGUGGCCAAGUCAGAAUCGCGGACCCUAAUGACGAGAUUCCCUACGCAAUAGCGACACAUUUUGAGCCACAACAAACUCAUGCUGUCAAACUCGAGACCAAAACGUCCGUUGAUGACACGUUGGAGACCUUCGCCAAACAAACCAAUAAUCUUUUUGUCUCAUACCGUGUCGAUGGUGUCUUCCGCUCGAUAAAGUGCAGGACCGUCAAAGGCCAAGAAUACGACAAUCAACCACUCUCCGAACUUGGAAAGACUCAAGCUGUUGCGGACUACGAAAAUAUCAAGGGAACAAUCGUCGGGUAUCGCGUUCCGGAGAUUUGGCAGGGUAUCUUUGUAGCGGGAGAACAUAUGCACUUUAUCAGCGAGAAAAGAGACGUUGGAGGACAUGUACUGGAGUUGUCGACUGGAGGAUCUGAAGUACAGCUCGGUCUUGCGGUGAUCAAGGAUAUCCAUAUCGAACUACCAACCUCAGCAAACUUCAAUGCUGCUAUCCUCAAGACUGAUGACCAAGGCCUGAAGUCGGUGGAAGGUUAA